Neodiprion virginianus is the source of this 1131-nucleotide messenger RNA. Its product is annotated as luciferin sulfotransferase-like. Gene Ontology annotation, biological process: sulfation. The coding region runs from base 111 to 1106 and encodes 331 amino acids. Gene Ontology annotation, molecular function: sulfotransferase activity. Gene Ontology annotation, cellular component: cytoplasm. The record is from RefSeq and is a predicted model, not a curated record. Lineage: Eukaryota; Metazoa; Arthropoda; Insecta; Hymenoptera; Diprionidae. The transcript is spliced from 5 exons.
ACCGGGCCACUCGUCUCUACGAGUACGUACAGGUUUGCUUCACUAGUUUUUUGCCGAGUUAUACAGUGAAUCGAUUCUGACUAUAGUGUUGUUAGCAUUAUAUAAUAAAGAUGCAACACGAAAUCACAUUGUUCGACGAUGAAGUAGCAAAUCUCGUUAAGAAACACCUAACCAGACCGGAUCAUCAAGGUUACAUAAAACUGGAUGGAAUUACUUUACCGGAGCAAUUCAGAAAAUUCGUCAAUACCAUAGACAACUUUGAAGUUCGCGAUGACGAUAUUUGGGUCUGCAGCUUUCCACGGACGGGUACUACUUGGACGCAGGAAAUGGUUUGGUGCAUAGCUAACGACUCGAACUUUGAGAGAGCCAAAGUUCUUCUCAAUGACAGAUUUCCAUACUUGGAGAUAUCUGCUGUGAUUGGCGCUCCGAAACCAUUGGAUCAUGGUCCAAUCUCUGACAUUAAGGUGCCAGAACACGUGAUCGACAGUAUCGGAUAUUGUCAAAAAUUGGCCAGUCCCAGAUUCAUCAAGACACACCUUCCGUUCAGUUUACUUCCUCGGCAGCUUAAGAGAGGAGAAAAAAAUGCCAAGAUUGUAUACGUUUCCCGAAAUCCCAAGGACACGUGCAUUUCUUAUUUUCAUCACGCCAAAGUAUCCGAAGGGUUUAAAGGGAGCUUCGAGGAUUGGUGUGAUCUCUUUAUUAAAGACGCAGUUAUGUACGCACCUUUCUGGAAACACGUGCUUGGUUUCUGGAAGCAGAGAAUCAACGACAACUUCCUAUUCCUAAAGUAUGAGGACAUGAAAAGGGACUUGCCCUCGGUAAUAAAGAGAACCGCAAAAUUUCUCGGUAAGAACUUGACCACCGAUCAGGAGUCGGUUUUGAUCCAGCACCUGAGUUUCGAUAGCAUGAAAGUGAACCCAGCUGUGAACAACGAGGAAGUCAUAGCCGUUAUGCAGAAGUUAAAUCCGUCCGAAAAAAAAGGAGAGUUCAUAAGGCGCGGAACGACCGAACAGUGGAAAACCGAAAUGGCACCUGAAAUCGUUCAGCAGUUUGACGAUUGGACUCGGGAAAAUUUGAGGGGUACUUAUUACUCCACUUCUGAAUAACAGGUCUCAGCUUGUUUAUUGGAUG